AUGAAGCACUACAAAAGCUUCAGGAAGCGUGGUGGCGACGGUGGCGACGGUGGCGACGACGAGCUACUCAUUUAUCUACUCAAGUACCUCAUCAAGUGGUUCCGCAAGAAUUUCAAACACGAUUCCAAUGGCUUGAGAGUAUUGGGGUACGUGCCCAAAAAGAGUACCAAGGAGACGAAAUAUGAGGAUUAUUUCCCAGCAAACUCAAAGCCCAUUGCUAAUGUUGCUGAUCUAAACAAGGUGAUUAAAAAGUUUCAGCAUAAUCGAGACACAGGCGCCCAGAUUUUUACUGCUCUACUUCGGUCCUUGGGCUUUGAAGCCCGUCUAGUAUAUUCGAUACCGCUUUUGGGGUUGAGAAAGCCGUUUAAGAUGCAGCCAAAGUUGAGGCGCAAGAUAACCGAGGUGAAUAAGGACAAUGACUUGUUGUAUCCUUAUUUUUGGACGGAGUUGGUGAAUCCGUUGGACCCGUCGCAGUUGUUUGUUAUUGAAACGCAAUGCUUUUGGGAGGACGAAAAGCAAUUGAUUCGUUUGCAAAGGUACAGCUACAAGGGUGGUAUUUCAAAUUCAUCAUCAUCAUCCUAUACAAGCCAGUUUUUCCCCCUGCAAAACCAGUUUUGUCAAAUGUCCAUGCAUUAUGUAGUGGCACUCACUAACAACAACUUGGUCUUGGAUGUGAGUUCGAGAUACAUGCAAGACGUGUCAUACCGCUGGUUCAACCGGUUGGACUUGAGGACAGAAAGUGGCAGGGUAGCUUUGCUAAUGCAAUCUGUGAUUAGGAUUGCGAAUGCCCGCAAAUCGUACUCGCAGGAUGACAACCUUGAACUUGAUGCUCUUCGAUAUUUGGCCAUGCACAACUGCACGAUCCCCAAGACUUUUUCAGCAAUGAAUCGGAGUCCCAACUUUACUACGCCGUCUACAUUAAGGUACAACGAAGUUAUAAUGAAAGAAGGAGUUGCGCCGCUUCAAUUUGUCAAGUUGGAUGGGAAAAGAGAGCCCGUGUAUUUCAAAAACCAUUUGUUGAUUGGCAAGUCCGAAAAGCAAUGGAAGUUCUUGGGCAGAUCUAUAAAGCCAGAGGAAAUCAACAAACCCAUAAAACUCGCCAAGGCAUCUCCGCGUACCGUGUACAAUAAACGCAUCUUUGUUCAAAACCAAAUGAAUGAUCCGGAGUUGAAUGAUGUCAAACUAUACAGCUUUGCCCAAACUUGCCCCUAUCUCAGGCUCAAGGUGUCACCGCAAGGCGCCUUGCCACGAAAUGAAUACGGCAAUGUGGAAAUAUAUAGACCAAACAUGGUUCCUGAAGGAGCCGUAUGGUUGAAAUUGUCCAACGUCGAGAGCAUCUUUCGCAGCUCCACCAAAAACGAAGAAGUAAGACAGGUCAUUGACUAUGUCCCAGUGGUUGUCGGAUUUUCUUUCAAAAAGGGCCAAGCCUACCCUGUUAAGGAUGGACUUAUUGUCCGCAAAGAUGACGAAGUUGCAGCAAAGAAACUCUGGCUAUCAGAAAAAAUUGAGGAACACCAGAGGAUGCAACGGUUGCGACAGUUGCAGAUGUUCCACGCCUGGCUGAUCUUGCUUCGAAGAUUGCGAAUCAAGAACCGGUUAG
Molecule: messenger RNA, 1600 nt
Organism: Lodderomyces beijingensis
Lineage: Eukaryota; Fungi; Ascomycota; Pichiomycetes; Serinales; Debaryomycetaceae
Source: the annotation of a GenBank genome assembly